Molecule: messenger RNA, 1987 nt
Organism: Monomorium pharaonis (pharaoh ant)
Lineage: Eukaryota; Metazoa; Arthropoda; Insecta; Hymenoptera; Formicidae
Gene: TfIIFalpha
Product: general transcription factor IIF subunit 1
Exons: 7
Coding region: 255-1871 (538 amino acids)
Biological process (GO): positive regulation of transcription elongation by RNA polymerase II; transcription initiation at RNA polymerase II promoter
Cellular component (GO): transcription factor TFIIF complex; nucleus
Molecular function (GO): RNA polymerase II general transcription initiation factor activity; DNA binding; TFIIF-class transcription factor complex binding
Source: RefSeq, a predicted model, not a curated record
AAAUAUAGGAUAUUUAAAAAGUCCGUCAUUUGAUUUUUAAGUGUUCCUUUUUAACUGAACUUCUUGCACUCUUUAGUUGAGUUGUGAAGUCGAAUUGAGUAUUGAAACCUGUGAGCCUUGGCUGAUGUGCUGGUGUUGGCUAACCUUGGCUGGGUUGGACUCAAUUGUGGAAUUAAAUAGACAAGUCACAAAUAUUUCUUUAUAAAUCGUAACUACAAUAUUAAAUCGUGCGAAAAAUUUUAAUUAGUUACGACAUGAAUUCGAGUACAAGUACAGUUUCAAAAUCCACAGUUGCACCUUCGACCGAACAAAAAUUCAGUAUCAGGGUACCAAAAAAUAGCAAAAAAAAGUACAAUGUUAUGAGAUUCAACGCAACACUGAAUGUAGAUUUUUCAAAAUGGAAUCAAGUAAAAAUGGAACGGGAGAACAACAUGAAGGAAUACAAAGGUCUGGAAGAGGAAUUGCCAAAGUUUGGUGCUGGAUCCGAAUUUGGGCGUGACGCCAGGGAGGAGGCCAGGAGGAAGAAGUACGGUAUUACUAGCAGAAAGUAUAAAGUAGAGGAUCAGCCAUGGAUUCUAAAGUCUGGAGGAAAAACUGGGAAGAAGUUUAAGGGCAUUCGGGAGGGAGGAGUCAGCGAGAAUGCCGCGUACUAUGUCUUUACACAUGCUGCCGAUGGCGCGAUAGAGGCGUUUCCCCUGCAUGAAUGGUAUAACUUUCAGCCGAUCCAGAGGUACAAGGCCCUCAGUGCUGAGGAGGCUGAGCAAGAAUUCAGUCGUAGAAAUAAGGUAAUGAAUUAUUUCUCGCUAAUGUUACGUAAGAGAUUAAGGAACGAUGAGGAUGGUGCAGAUGAAGAGGAAUUGGUGGAGGGUGGUAAAGGGAAGAGACUGAGUAAAAAGGAAAAGGAACUGAAAAUAUCGGAGAUGGACGAGUGGAUGGACAGUGACGAUGAUGAGUCAGACAGUGAUGAAGAUGAUAACAAGAAGGGAUCUGAGGAGGAGGAUGAUGGAAAAAAGAAGAAAGACAAAGUUCAAUUGCAAAAGAAAAAAAAGAAGAAAAACGCCUCAGACGAUGAAGCAUUUGAAGAAAGCGAUGACGGUGACGAGGAAGGAAGGGAAUGCGAUUAUAUUUCGGAUUCCUCUGAACCUGAAUCAGAAACAGAAGGCAAGGAAAUUAAGUCUGUCGCGGAAGAAGACGCGUUAAGAAAAUUACUCGCGUCUGACGAAGACGAAGAUGAUGAAGAGCAAACAGAUAAAAAGAACGGCGAGGAAGAUAAGGACGAAGACGAGGAAGGAAAGGAAAAGGAUGAUAAGGAUAAAGAUAAGCUUAGUAAAGAAAUGGAAAAGAGAAAGGACAAAAAGAAGAAGAAAGCGAAGAAAAAGGAUCAGAAAAAAUCUGCGUCGGGAAAGGAUUCGUCCAGCGAUUUCUCCAGCGACUCGGAAUCGGACUCGGAUACACCGCUAAAAGAGAAGGACAACAAGAAACCCAACAGCGCACACAGUUCGAGAUCCGCGACGCCGACACCUGCGGCGUCCGGUGCCUCGGAUUCUCUCAAAAGAAAUUGGGAUCAAUCUGGAUCAUCUUCAGAUUUGCCACAAGCAAAAAAAUUAAAACUCGAUAACUUUAACUUAGCUCCAACAUCAUAUAUACCAGGAGCGAGCGAAUCGGGAAUCACGGAAGAUGCGGUAAGGCGGUAUUUAAUGCGCAAACCGAUGACAACGACCGAGUUGCUGCAGAAAUUCAAAUCCAAGAAGACCGGGCUUACAUCCGAGCAACUUGUCAACAUCAUGACUCAAAUACUCAAAAAGAUAAAUCCCACCAAGCAAACCAUCAAGAACAAGAUGUACCUAUCAAUCAAAGCGCAAUCCAACUGAUUUCAAUGCGAGUUAUUUAUGAUUAUUACACGUAUACAAUGUUUGUUCAGUUACACAAUUGCUCUGUGUACAAAACCACGAAAAAAUAUUUGUAUAUUAAAGUUUCUGAAAUUACA